Molecule: messenger RNA, 903 nt
Organism: Colletotrichum spaethianum
Lineage: Eukaryota; Fungi; Ascomycota; Sordariomycetes; Glomerellales; Glomerellaceae
Product: Rho guanine nucleotide exchange factor gef2
Exons: 3
Coding region: 1-903 (300 amino acids)
Biological process (GO): Rho protein signal transduction
Cellular component (GO): membrane; cytosol; cytoplasm
Molecular function (GO): Rho GDP-dissociation inhibitor activity; protein binding
Source: RefSeq, a predicted model, not a curated record
AUGGAGAUGCUGUAUGAUGGCAUGCGUCUGUUGAUGCAGCGGCGCAAUCGCCAUAACGCCCUGCUCAAUCGCAACUCCAUCGAGCUUCCCCCGGCACCCCAGUCUACUCCAUCAGGCUCUCGCCCUCAGUCACCGGUAUCUGAGGUGGCUGAAGAGAGGCAUCUUCAUCGAGCCAGAGCCACCUCACGACCUGUCCCUCCCAACCCUCCCAACUCUCCCAGGCUGAGAGAAGGCAUUCUCGAGCAAAACACAGCCCUCAUCCGAGACUUUUAUGCAUCCCCCAACAUUGUUAGAGCAGCUCAUGGUUUGGCUACGUAUGAGUUGCUGGAAGAGGACGAGCAGCAGCAGCAGCAACAAGAGCAAGAAAAGAGAGAAGAACCGCCCACUAACAAGGCCACAGACGAGAACGAUGAGUCUCUCCAGCGCUACAAGGAGUCCCUCGGCCUCGGCGGCGGCAAGGACCUCUCCGACGCCUCGGACCCCCGUGUCUGCAUUAUCCUGUCCCUGACCAUGGAGUCCCCUGGACGCGACCCCGUCACCAUCGACCUGUCCAGCCCCGGCUCCGAGGCCACCCUCAAGGACAAGCCCUUCAAGAUCAAGGAGGGCGCCAAGUUCACCAUGGUCGCCAAGUUCAAGGUCCAACACGAGAUCCUGAGCGGUCUGCAGUACGUCCAGGUCGUCAAGCGCAAGGGCAUCAAGGUCAGCAAGGACUCUGAGAUGCUGGGCAGCUACGCUCCCAACACCGACAAGCAGCCCACCUACUCCAAGCGCUUCCAAGAGGAGGAUGCGCCUUCGGGCAUGUUGGCCCGCGGCCACUACAACGCCAUUUCCAGCUUUGUCGAUGACGACAAGAAGACCCACCUGACCUUUGAGUGGUCCUUCGACAUCGCCAAGGACUGGUAG